This is a messenger RNA of Hippopotamus amphibius kiboko, 2592 nucleotides long. It is a transcript of the gene TACC3, whose product is annotated as transforming acidic coiled-coil containing protein 3. Gene Ontology annotation, biological process: mitotic spindle organization; cerebral cortex development; cell population proliferation. Bases 114 to 2441 code for a protein of 775 amino acids. The transcript has 16 exons. The record is from RefSeq and is a predicted model, not a curated record. Gene Ontology annotation, cellular component: cytoplasm. NCBI's taxonomy places the organism in Eukaryota, Metazoa, Chordata, Mammalia, Artiodactyla, Hippopotamidae.
CAGGCGCUGAUUGGCCGCGCGCGCCAACCGUCGGUAUUUGAAUCGGCGGCGGGCAGACGGGCUCCUGGACUCGGCGCCUCCCGCUCUCUGGGUUCUGCGCGGCGGCCGACAGAAUGAGUCUGCACGUCUUUGGUGACGAAAAUGUCACUGGUGACAAAAGUACAGAGAACUGCGACUUCCUGUUUUCACCACUGGAGCUUACCGGAAGAUCGUCUGUUCUCCGUCUGUCACAGAAGGAAAAUGUGCCCCCCAAGAGCGCGGCCAGGGCCGUGAAGGUGACUUUUCAGACACCUCUGCGAGAUCCACAGACGCACAGGGUUUUGAGUCCCAGCGUGGGCAGCAAGCUUGAAACUUGUUUUGCUCUGGGCGAUGCCAGUGGACUAGAAAGCUGCCAUCCAGUGUGGGCCCAGAAAGAGAACCAACAGUUCACGAAGGAAACAGACACCAGCAUGACCAACGGGACUCUCCAGAGACCAGCGGUGGCCGAUGCUGCCCCCGCUCCAGAGGACGCGAGACCAGCCUCUGAAGACGGGCACCCCGACGGGCCCUCCUCAGCUCCCCUGGCCACGCUGGACCCCUCACGCUCCUCCCAGACGCCAGAAAAUGUUGAAAACCAAAAGACAUCUCCGGGACACACGGGCAGCCCUGAGCACAUCCGGGAAGGACACAUCCACUCUCAUGCCUCAGAGGAAAGUGCUGUCUCCACCUCUGCAAUUCUAGAAGACCCUCCCGGGAUGGCGUCCCAAGACGGAACAGAGGACCCGCUUAAAGCCACCGGAGGAAACUGGAACAGGGUCCCUGCUCCCUCUGCUGGCGCCGUGUCGACGCCUGGUACCCACCCCGAAGGAGCCCACGGAGAAGCGCGCCUCGUAGACCUGCCUGGCGAGGCCCCAGCGGGCUCCGAGGACGCUGCUAGCGCCGUGGAGGCUGGAGGAGCCAUGUCCCCCAGUCCUCAGAGGGAGGAGGCCGAUGGCCAAACAGCCAGCUCUUUGAGAAGUGGGCCCGUAAGGCUAGACUUUGACUUCUCUGAUGCCCCCAGCAAGAGGCCGCCCCCACUGAGGAAACGAGGGAAGACCCCAGGUCUCAAACCUCCCUCCAGGAGACCAGAGGUGAGGCAGGAAGAGGCCCCCACGGAGGCGGGCGAGGGUCCCCGUCCCCCUCCCUGCGGGUCUGACAGCCUGGACCAGGAGAAGCUGGACCUCCCAGACUGUAACCCUGGCAGAGGUGAUGGAGAGCCUGGGCCCCCAGAGCGCCCCCAGCGCGGGCCGGCCACAAAGGCCUCUCCUCCAAGCAGGCAGGUGCUCUCGGCCUCAGCGGAUGACACGCCCGGGGCGCCCACCUCAGCGGGGACCGCAGGAGAGGCAGGCGAGGUACAGGAGGCGUCCACAGACUCUUCGGGGGUGUCGGCCCCCACCAGCAGCCAGGGCAGCCAGCCGCCGACCGUGCCCCCCACCGCGCCGGGCCCGGAGCUGGGCCUGGACCUGAGCAGGGAGCACUUCCGGGACCCCGCCGAGGUUCUAGGCACGGGGGCCGAGGUGGACUACCUGGAGCAGUUCGGGGCUUCCUCGUUUAAGGAGUCGGCCCUGAGGAAGCAGUCCUUAUACCUCAAGUUUGACCCGCUCCUGCAGGACAGCCCCCAGGGGCCGACGCCCGCAGCCCUGGAGCCCAGCAGCACACGGGGUGUGGAUGUGCCGUCCUCAGGGAGCCGCCCGGAGGCCCAGCUGCUGGACCUGGACGUCCCAGGAGCCCCAGACGUCCCCACGCUCGGCCCCGCCCCGUGUGGCCUGGAACCUGGGGCUCCGCUGCUGCCCGUGGGGCCUAUCGUGGACGUGCUGCGGUACAGCCAGGAGGACCUGGACGCAGCGGUGGCGGCGGCGCAGAAGGAGAGCGAGACGCUGCGGGGCAGGUGCGCGGCACUGCAGGAGAGGAUCGCGGAGAUGGGGAAGAUCAUGGAUGGGUUUGAGGGGACCGUGUACCAGGCGAUGGAGGAGGCUCAGAAACAGAAGGAACUCGCCAAAGCCGAGAUCCAGAAGGUUCUGAGGGAGAAAGACCAGCUGACCACAGACCUGCACUCCAUGGAGAAGUCGUUCUCUGAUCUCUUCAAGCGGUUUGAGAAACAGAAGGAGGUGAUCGAAGGCUACCGCACGAACGAAGAGUCACUGAAGAAGUGUGUUGAGGAUUACAUAGAGCGGAUCGAGAAGGAGGGCCAGAGGUACCAGGCGCUGAAGGCCCACGCAGAGGAGAAGCUCCAGCUGGCGAGUGAGGAGAUCGCCCAGGUCCGGAGCAAGGCCCAGGCGGAGGCCCUGGCGCUGCAGGCGGUCCUGAGGAAGGAACAGAUGCGCGUCCACUCACUGGAGAAGGUCGUCGAGCAGAAGACGAAAGAAAACGAUGAACUGACCAGGAUCUGUGACGACCUCAUUUCCAAGAUGGAGAGAAUCUGACGUGGCGGCCCCUGACGUGUGGUGCCUUCCCCGUGUGUGUGUGUGUGUCUGUGUGUGUCUAUCUGUCUGUCUGGGUUUCUCUUCUCUAUUAACUUCAGCUCGUUUUUAAAUGAGGUUCCUUUAGGAAGAAUAAAUAAAGUUUCCCUUAAGU